Molecule: messenger RNA, 5812 nt
Organism: Thunnus maccoyii (southern bluefin tuna)
Lineage: Eukaryota; Metazoa; Chordata; Actinopteri; Scombriformes; Scombridae
Gene: naa60
Product: N-acetyltransferase 15 (GCN5-related, putative)
Exons: 7
Coding region: 207-935 (242 amino acids)
Biological process (GO): N-terminal peptidyl-methionine acetylation
Cellular component (GO): Golgi membrane
Molecular function (GO): protein-N-terminal amino-acid acetyltransferase activity; histone acetyltransferase activity
Source: RefSeq, a predicted model, not a curated record
AGAAAACAUCCAGCUGUUAUCAAAGCAGAGAGACCUCUGGCUAGCUUAGCUUAGCUCUGUGACACAGUAAUGAAACGGCCUUGAGAGUCGGGAAUAAAUUUGUACUUUAUCAUGUUGUGUCCGGAGUAGUGACUGUAAGGAUUCAUACAUAAGGAACAUAUUUCUCCUCGACUUUCCUCCGGUCCGAGUGUUGAAACAAGGUGUGAAUGAGUGACGUGGUGCCUCCCACAGCUCUCAGUGAAGUCCAGCUCCGGUUCCUCUGCCACGAUGACAUAGAGAGUGUCAAGCUGCUCUGUGGUGAUUGGUUCCCAAUCGAAUACCCAGACUCAUGGUAUCAGGACAUCACCUCCAACAAGAAGUUCUUCUCCCUCGCUGCCACCUUCAGAGGAGGCAUCGUGGGAAUGAUUGUGGCCGAGAUCAAAGGCCGGACCAAAGUACACAAAGAGGAUGGAGACAUCCUGGCCUCCAGUUUCCCUGUGGACACACAGGUAGCCUACAUCCUCAGCCUGGGAGUGGUCAAAGAGUUUAGGAAACAUGGCAUAGGCUCCCUACUGCUGGACAGUCUGAAGGAGCAUAUAUCAACGACAGCCCAGGACCACUGUAAGGCAAUCUACCUGCACGUCCUCACCACUAACAACACUGCCAUCCACUUCUAUGAGAACAGGGACUUCAGGCAGCACCACUACCUGCCCUACUACUACUCCAUACGAGGGGUCCUCAAAGACGGAUUCACAUAUGUGCUCUACAUCAACGGGGGUCAUCCACCCUGGACAAUAUUUGACUAUAUCCAGCACAUCGGUUCAACCCUGGCCAGCCUGAGCCCCUGCUCCAUCCCUCAGAGGCUGUACAGACACGCCCAGUCCCUGCUGCGCUCUCUGCUGCCCUGGUCCAACAUCGCCUCCAAGACUGGCAUACAGUACAGCCGAACAAUGUGACACAGCAUGGAGCACAAGUGUUCCGUUUCUCAUCAGUCUUCCCCUGUACACACAAAGAUGUACACGCACACCCACAUCCUGUACGGCUUUCUGCACCCUGUAUUUGACACAGGACUCAGGUUCAACCUGCGUUUGACCGUUCAAGUAUCCAAAUAUUAUUCCCUGUAAGAUACACGUUUGGCACUGUUCACACAAGAUCUGGGUUUGCAGCUGUAGCUCUGUACCUGCUGCUAAACAGGGUUUUUGCAUUGUAACGUCAUCAGAAGUGCAAUGUUGUGUUUACACUGAAGACUCAGCAAAACAAAUGGCAUGAUUUGGUAAAACCAUGGGAUUUUUUCUGGUUAUUUAGUUAUUAUACUAUCCCAUAUACACUAUACUAUCCCAUAAUUACUAUAGUAACCUGUGUUUAACCAAUCAUACCAAAGCUGAGCAGUGUCAGACCCAGGCAGCAGAGCUGAGUGGAGGACCACGUUGACCCAGGCACACAAACGGCAAACACAGGUUGUAAUAAUGGUGUGAAAGGGGUGUAACACACACACACACACACAAAAACACUCUCACACACACUGGGAACCCGAUAGAGACUAAAGGUUCAAACCAUGCCUAUAUUUCUCUUUUCAACCUGUCCACCACUGUCACAGAGACUAUGUAUACUGUUUGUAUAUUAUAUAUACUAAACUAAUAUAUAAAUUUCUCUUAAUAUGUAUGUUUAUUCUAUGCUGUUGAUAGGCCUAGUUGGAUGAUAAUCCAUCCUUUUCCCUUUUUGUGUAUCAACUGAAUCCAGACUCCGAGUCAAUUCCAGUUUGUAAAAUAGACUCAAGAACAAGUUGCAUUCAAUUGGACUGUGAAUCAUUUAACAAUGUUGAAAGGCUAGUAGGUUAGACUAAAGCUUAUUAUACAAAGGAAACUCUGAGACACAAUGUAGAUGGGUGAUAUUUUCAGUAGUAACAAAAAUUUUCAAAAAAGAGAAUUCUUCCCUUUUGAAAAUUUAUGAAAUUGUCUGAUUUGCUGUGUGCAAUAAAUAAAAGUAGUAGAAACUGUACUAGUGACAUCAGCACAGAAACAUAUGGACAUGUUAUAGUUUAGUACUCCGUCAGUACUUACUACAGCAGCUUUACAGGCAUUCCACAUGUUAUGCAGUACUGUUUAUAGGUCUUAACUCUACACUAAAUGGCCUUUCUACAUUGUUUCAAAAUGUUGCCCGUGUAUAGUUCGUACAAGAGUAAGGGAGAGUUGCUGGGGUCCUUAUUUUAGAGGUUUUAAAUGGUAACUGGCUACAGCACUGUCUGUCUGCUCCAUGGCUGUAAAAUUGCUGCUAAUGUAGAGAAAUUUCCAUUUGUUUGUCCAGAUUUUAAAAUAUGGCCCAGAUUAGAUUUUAAUGUCUGCUUGUAGAAGAGAUAAGAAACAGGAAGUAAUGUUCACAAACAGAAACGCAACACACUUUGUGUGUCUGCUUGCAUGCAUGCAGGUGUGUAUGCGUAAAAACAUACAGGGUCCGAAAUUAGCACCUGGCUAGUGCCAAAUGUUGGUCAGAUCUGUCUGCGGAAGACAUGUUUGUCAGUGAGUAACACUGUAGUUCUUCAAUUUUAUUGCAUUCUGUUGCACUUCACUGGCAAGGAUGACUGUGUGAAAAAUAUGCGUUCAUUGUUAAAAGGUGAAAUUUUCUCCGUUUACCAGCCCUGGGCAGGUGACUCACAAGAAAGUUUCAGACAUUGUGUUUGCAAUAAACUUCAUUUGACUGAUUGUAAAGACUGAGUCAGUCUGGCAGCCCCUACUGUGUGUAUUUUACACUGUUAUAACAUUUUCAUUGUGAUUGUCUUAUUAUAUUGUCAUAAACCUGAGCCUUGUUUUCAUUCACAAUAUGCUAUGGUAUCAAGUAUUUGUCUUCAUUGCCUUUUAAAACGGCUUUCAUUGAUCCUUUUACCACUCAAAUCCUCUGGUGCCACACUGGCACAAUUGUAGCAUGAGAAUCCUGCCAAAACAAUGCAAGAACUUCAGCACUUGUAGGAAAUGGAAGAAAUGUGUUGUCUCCAUUCUGCUGCUGUCCAACAGUCAUAAGCAAAAUGUUCUUAAUAUACAGACAGAAGAACACAAUGCUAGCCAGCAUCUGGAUGUAUUGAUAUUGAGCCUCUGGACUCAGCACAGGACACAGGAGUUAGGGGAAGAAGAUUAGAUAAACAUUUCUCUACACAACACUACAGCUGUGUUAGAAUCAAAGAAUGAUUCAUAUUUCUCAGACAAUGAAUUCUAGUGAUUUUGGUGAUUUCCUGACUUCCUCUAGCACCGUCUGCAGGUUAACAUUUGUGUUUUUGGGUGAAAUUUCUUGACAAUUAUUGGAUGGAAUGCCAUGAAAUUUGGUACAGACAUUUAUGUUCCCCUUAGGAUGAACUGUUAUAACUUCUAGCGAUUCAUUAACUUUUUGGUUUAUGACUCUGGGCCAACAGCACAACACAGUUAAAAAAUAGUUUUAACUUCAUAGAUGCAUAAUGAUUUAUAUGAACUUGUAUGGCUAUUAAAGUAGUACGUGUGUACAUUAAUAUUAGUUAACUAAACUAAUAGUUUGCAGUUGGGCUAAUUGUUUUUCCACAACUCUGAUUUCAAAAUGUCUGUUUAAGACAUUUGUGAAAUACACUCCAAGGUACCCCCAACUGUUUAAAGAUGUGACAACCACAGAACUGGUUCCAACAUUACUCUCGCCAUUGAGAGCCAUUGUCAGAGAUGUUGUCUAAGAGCCAGCAUUUCAAAACUGGCCACUGGCAGCCACCACUAAUUUUCUAUUAAUUAUACCACACCAAAAACUGAAUUUUCACUUUAAUUGAAAAAUUAGGGCCUUUUACCAUAAAAAAAAAAAUCAUAUUUCAGUCCAUGAAUUUAUCUACUACUAUUCCCUUAAAAGUCCAUGAAAACUACCUUAUUCCAUCAUUAUUAAUGGGUAAAUUAAUGUAAUUUUAAGGUAAAAAAAAAAACCAAACAAACAAAAAAAAAACUAAUGGACUCAGUUUCACAGGGAUGCAUCCUUUAUGUCCAGAUAAAUAACUCAAUAUGCUAUACUUUCUAAAAUGGUCCAGCUGACAUCUUGGUCUGAUCUGGAUGUCUGUUAUACAUUUGAAGGAUGUGUCACUUUUAAGAUAAUCCUGAUAAUAAAUAUAUACAUAUAACCAAACACACAGUAUCUUAGUUCAUACAAGACAUAUGCAAUCCUGUAUACUGAGUCAAUACUGACAUGCAACUAUAUUUCAUAAUUAUAUUAUUUAUAGGAUAAACAACACAUAAAAAACUAAUGCUAAUGCUAAAUCCAGGAUUUCAAACAACCGCUGACAGUCCUUGUCUGAACUCUGUAAGGAAAACAAAGGUUCUAAAUCACUGAACUUUUUCCGUCAAUAUGAGCAUUAUACUGUAGUACGGCAUCAUUUCUGCCACCAUGACAAAAAAGAAAUUUGCUCAUUUUUUUGUUUUUGUUGUAACGAGAAAGUUAUCUUGUUUUAACGAGAGAACUCUCUCAUUUUAACAUUCUACAGUUUGUUUUGAGCCAGCUUAAUUCACCACCAAAUGUAUCUUCAGUGAGCUGAUUUCACUAUUUCAGGCCCUCAGGCUUGUUACAGCUGUUAGGUGGGGGUUUUUUUUUUGGCAGUGGCCAUUUUGAGGCAGAUGUCAUCUUCCUGGCUGGCACAUGAUUAUUUCCAGCUAGAAAAAGCACCACAGAUAGAUAAAUAAUUCAUGAUAAAAGAUCAUUGCAAAUAUUACCACAAAGGUCAGUCAUGUUGGGGUGAAUGUCAGUAGAGCCCUUUCACAGAACGGAUCACCUUUUGUCCUCCACAUUGCAGGAAAAAACAAUACUUGCUUGAAAUAACAGUAAUAUGUUUUUUAAGGUUUCAGUUGUUUUAUGGCUGCACAGGAAGUGCCCAGUCCAUGGUUAGAGGCUGCCAUGUUGAAGUAGAAAAACCAAGAAAUCUUUUGAUUAGUUUCCUCUUCGUAAGUGCAGUUUUCCUUUGUUUAACAUUAUUUUUUUAGUUUUUUUCUGACUCACAUACAAGCAGUUUAGGCAAAGAUUUGGUCUCUUAUAGCUCUCUGAGUUUCCGUGUGUUCCUUUAAAAUGCCGAUGCCAGGCCAGAUUUCAUAACUAACAGAUGCUGCUAUCUAGAAUUCAACUGUAUAUGAUUCUCCCUUGUGGCAGUGUUGCUAUGAUUUUUUAUGAGGUGUGUAUUUUUGUCUAACAUCUCAACAUCUGAGACCAUCAUAUCUCAGCCUCACCCCUUGUUAAAUUUGAACCAACUGUACUCCUACUAUCUCAUUCCUAAAGCAAUGCCAAUAUGCUCUGCUCCCACCUCUGCUCUUUAUUUCCCCUGAUGGGUCGUACAAAAAGGAUCAGUGGUUUGUGUUGGUGAUAUGAGCAACUGAUUGAAAUGAGAUUAGUUUUUACUCAUUAUCCAGCUGUAUUAUUCUAGCUGCAAUAUUGCAGCUGGGCAAUGUUUUUCAUCAGCAUCCCACUUCAUAGAAUUCAGAGUUCAAAAUGUAACCUAGAACACAUUCAGCGUAAAUCCAGCAAAAACUGCAUUAUAGUGAAAUCAGUGAGCAGAAAUCCAGUGCCCAUGUCUUUCAGCUUAGAUUAAAAAAAUGCAGUGAUGUCUCCCUCUGCUGAAUGUGAGGAGGUGCUUCAUGUGAACCAUGUCAUUUUCCAGUUGAACCAGUUUAUUUCCCAAGUUGUAUUUGACAGCCUGUUCACAGGCUUUAUUCUUGUCAAUUUUGUAAAUGCAUAACAGGGUUCAAGGAUCAUUUUCAUCGUGUGCUGGAUGACAUGAUCGUUUAAUGUGUAGUUGCAGGUACCGCACAUACAAACUGUCUAGGAGAUAAUAGGAAAUAAAGACAUUUUAAAGGAA